Molecule: messenger RNA, 1575 nt
Organism: Hemicordylus capensis (graceful crag lizard)
Lineage: Eukaryota; Metazoa; Chordata; Lepidosauria; Squamata; Cordylidae
Exons: 2
Coding region: 252-1040 (262 amino acids)
Source: RefSeq, a predicted model, not a curated record
GUGAUUAAGCGAAGUUUUUUCCUUUUGCUUGGGCCCGUAGGCCUUUCCCUGCUGGCCUAGGCCCCAUUUAGGCCUAGGCCCCAUGCAGGCCUCGCACUGGCAUGGGUGGGCCUUGCGUCUGCAAAUAAGGGCAGGCUUUGGGCUCGCAGGCCUUACCAGGCCCUUCCCAGGCCUUCCCUUGCUGGUCCGGGCCCCAUUUUGUGCCUUCGCACCGGCUUGGGCUUUACUUUGCGAGCCAGGCCUUCACAGCCAUGGGCCCUAAAAAGGCCCCAGUUAAAAAGGGUGGGAAGGCCCCAGCCAAGAAGGGUGGCAAACCAACGCGGCCAGCCAAAAGGCCUUACGUCCCCUUGGAGUCCUCCGAUGACGAGGGUGACCUGGAGCUGGGAGCCAUCAGGGCGCUUAUCGCAUGGCUUCAGGCCCUGGAGAAGCAGCGCGCCACACCAGGGGGGAAUGAUUCGGGUGGUGGGCCUUCGGGGGUGCCCCCACAGGCAAAAAAGGUAACCAGGGCUGAUAAGAAGGCUAAACUGAUGCAGGGCUUUGCUGAACGUUUAGCAGCAUUGGAGGCGGCGACUGGACCAUCGCCAUCAGAACCGGCGGGGAGCAGGCCACACCGGGCUGAGCCAGGGCCGGGCAACGGCGAGGACCGCGGGGACAGCAGGGAUGACGAUGGGCCGCAGACGACGGGACCACGGGCGGCCAGGCAGCGCGCCAGAGUCCUCAUACUGGGCCAUUCAUUCAUUUUCUGGGCACACAAGUGGGCGCAGGGUGCCGACCCCGGAACCCAGCUUGGUCUGUGGCGUUGGGCCACGGUUCAGUGGCUAGGCUGGCGGGGCAUGCGGAGGGCCCAGUUCCUGCUGAUGCAUCGUGAGUACCUUGAAGGGAAUCCUGCACCGGAUGUCCUGCUGCUGCAUUUUGGAGGCAAUGACCUGGUGAACCAGUCUGGCGUCUCGCUUUCAAGACCGCUUGUCCAGGACCUGGCGGUCGUCCUCUCUUGGUGCCCUGGGCUGGUGGUCAUUUGGUCUGACAUCACCCAGCGGUGAGUCUGGAGGGGGGCAGUAAAGCAGAGCAAGGUAGAUAGGGCCAGGUGUGGGGUGAAUGCGGCCGUGGCACGCUUCAUUGCCGCUGAAGGGGGUGGGUGCAUUCCGCACGAUGACAUUGUGUUCUCUCUCCCCCAGCUGUUCAGGGGUGAUGGCGUGCACCUGUCCCCCAUGGGCAUGAGGUAUUUCUUGGAUGAUCUGCAGCUGGGGUUGGCAACAGUGCUGUUAGGCUUGUGGGGUGGUGGGGCGUCAAGCUAGGCUGACGGCCGCUGUGGCGGGCACAGUGCGGAGGUGAACGGCUAAUGCAGUGCAGCACCUUAGGUAAGCUUGUUAGCUGUAAGGAGGAGGGGCGGAUCAGUUGAGGCUUGACAGAUCAGGGAUGCUGCCUUGCUCCUACCUCUCUGCAAAUGACACCCUUCCGUAUGGCUUUACAGCGUCGGAUGGGUGGCGUUAAUUGCAGAGACCUGACCUUAGGUCAGCGAUGAAGGGCACCCCCUUCUGGAAGGUGGGCCGCCUGGAGCCAAGGUGUCUGCGCCAU